AUGCUUGAAGGGAACAGCUCUUCUUUCCUUACCAUUGCCAAAAGGCAAGAAGAGCUUGCUGUCACUGCCACAGGAAAGGGAGUGUCACUACCGUUGUUCCACGAGCAUCCUAUGAUCCCUUGGAAUGAUCUGAGGAGAGGUCGUUGUUGUGAUUGCUUUGAAUCUCAGAGUGAUGGCUACUAUUGUAAACUCUGUGAUCUUUUUGUUCACGAGAAAUGUGGCGAGCUCUCUGACUCCAUCCAUCUGACCCCAAUCACACUCUCCAGCUUCGACAUAUUUCAGGUGUUAGCUGUUCUUUAUGUGGAAGAUUCACUGUUGAACUUUGCUAUGGUUGUGAGACGUGUGUCUUUGUUGUGGAUCUACACUGUGCCAAGUAUCCACCACCACGAGAUGUUAUUGACAAUUUGGAGACGCACAAUCACAAGCUCACACUUUUGA
Molecule: messenger RNA, 438 nt
Organism: Eruca vesicaria subsp. sativa (arugula)
Lineage: Eukaryota; Viridiplantae; Streptophyta; Magnoliopsida; Brassicales; Brassicaceae
Source: the annotation of a GenBank genome assembly